This is a messenger RNA of Diorhabda sublineata, 752 nucleotides long. Its product is annotated as dTTP/UTP pyrophosphatase. The transcript has 4 exons. The record is from RefSeq and is a predicted model, not a curated record. NCBI's taxonomy places the organism in Eukaryota, Metazoa, Arthropoda, Insecta, Coleoptera, Chrysomelidae. The coding region runs from base 121 to 741 and encodes 206 amino acids. Gene Ontology annotation, molecular function: nucleoside triphosphate diphosphatase activity.
GACCUUGUUCCAUUCGAUUCGAUAAAUACGGUUAGUGAUUUUCAAUAUAUUAAUUCUUGUUAUGAUAAAAUUAAAAUCGGUGAGGUUAUUGUAAAUUAUCGUUUAUGAAUUAGUGAUAAUAUGUUGGAACCUUUUUUAAGCCAAUUAAACGAAAUGAGAAUCAUUUUAGCUAGCAGUUCCAAACAACGUGCUUCGUUAUUAAGUAGUACGAAAUUGAAAUACGAAAUAAUACCAUCGAAUUACGAGGAAAAUUUAGAUCCGAAAGAAUAUACUUUUUCGGAAUUCGUAGAAAAAACAGCGAUAGGAAAAUUAUCAGACGUAUUAGAAAGAAUAAAAAAUGAUAAGAUUAAACCGGAUGUUAUUAUAGGUGUUGAUACGAUGGUUGCCUAUAACGGAAGAAUGUACGGGAAACCAAAAUCUAGAGAAGAUGCUAUUAAAACUAUAACUGAUUUAACGCAAUCUGGCAUACCAAAUUCGGUGUAUACAGGCGUAGCGAUAUGGUACAAAAAUAAAAUUCAUAAAUUCACAGAGGUCACUACUGUUUAUAUGCAUAAGUUAGAUCAUCAGGAAAUUUUAUCUUACGUGGAUACUGGAGAACCAAUGGGAAAAGCUGGUGGUUAUGGGAUCCAAGGAAUCGCAAGCACUUUUGUAUCUAGAAUAGAAGGUGACUGUAACAACGUCAUCGGGCUACCUCUUUGUAGAUUAACAAUUGAAUUGAAAAAUAUUUUGAAAAAUAAAUAAUUUCCGAUCGA